Daktulosphaira vitifoliae (grape phylloxera) is the source of this 1301-nucleotide messenger RNA. Its product is annotated as peroxisomal leader peptide-processing protease-like. Bases 143 to 781 code for a protein of 212 amino acids. Gene Ontology annotation, cellular component: peroxisome. Gene Ontology annotation, molecular function: serine-type endopeptidase activity. The transcript is spliced from 5 exons. Gene Ontology annotation, biological process: protein processing. NCBI's taxonomy places the organism in Eukaryota, Metazoa, Arthropoda, Insecta, Hemiptera, Phylloxeridae. The record is from RefSeq and is a predicted model, not a curated record.
UUCCAAAUAAGAAAUCAAGUUUAAUGUAAAAUAUAAAUUAAUUUUAAUAAUUGUAUUUGUUAAUAUAUGAGUACAAAUUGUAUACAACUUUUAGCAGCUCAAAUUAAUCAAAUUAAAUUGAAUCAAUUAAUUAUAUUACAUAAUGCAUAAGUCAGUCAUCAAAGUUGAAUGUGAAAAUAAUGUGGGAACAGCAGUUUGUAUACAUACUUCUAAUACUGGCCACUUGUUUUUAACCUGCGCUCAUGUUGUAAAAUAUAAAACUGGAUCUAUUCUAUUACGAUAUAAUAAACAAGUAUUCAAAGGAUUGGUAAUUUAUGCUGUUCCUAAAGGAAGCCCCUAUGAUUUGGCCUUAAUUUCUAGUAUAAAAUCUGAAGAUAUAACUGCUAGUAAAAUGUAUUGUGACAUUCCACUUCUAAUUAUUGCAGAUGAGGAAGUGUUUAUUGUAGGUUAUCAUUCUUUGGAAUAUGAACCUUCUAUAUCUGUUGGUCGAGUCUACAGAAUACCAUUUAAGAGUUUACUUGUAACUACAUGCAAUGUCUAUCCAGGGUUUAGUGGUAGCCCUGUUUUUACAAAAGACAACAAACUUAUAGGACUAUUAAUUGGCAAAUUAAGUAUUGGUUCACUUAGUUUUGUGUUAACUGCAGCAGUAUUUGAUCAAAUCAUCAAUAAUUAUAUUUGUAAAUAUGAUACAAUAGAACUUAAAAAAAUUGAGUCCAAUUGUCCAAUCACGAAUAUUAUAUGGGAAAAUGGAUAUCCAAAUUUGAAACUGUGUCAUAUAUGAUAUGAAAACUACAUUUUAGAUGCAUCAUUGAUGAGUAGAAGGAUAUACUUUCAAGACAUUUGAUUUAUAAGUAAUUAUAAUUUAAAAACGUUAAUAAAAAAGUUGAAAAAAUAUUGUUAUAAUGUAUAAUAAAGUUAUGUACACUAUUAUACAAAUAAUACAAUACAAAUUCUUUUAAACUAUGCUGCCAAUUUUUUGUUAUCAUCAUUUGAUAAUUGGGUUUUAUCCAUUAAACACAGGACGUUGUUACUCAAAAAGCUUAAGUAAAAUAAUAUCCAAAAGUAAUAUUGUAGUUAUUUUGCAAUAUUUUUUCCUAUAUUUUACAAAGUUAAAGUACCAAAUUACAAAAACUCUGAUAUUGAGAAAUUUGUUUAAUUUUUUCAAUUGUGCAUAUCUUCAUUUUUUUAUCAAUAUUACAAAAUAAUAUAUAAUUUUAUUUAUUAUGUAUUAGAGUAUAACGUCCAUUGAUUAUAUUGAUGAUAAAUUUAUUUUUUAUUGGUGUAUUUUACCUAAAACUCUU